AUUGACAUCUCGUUACUAAUCUUACGGAACCUUGACCCCUUCACCGAUUCUGAUACUGAUUGUUGUCUCCCUGGUGGCUUAAUAUUGUUGUCCGAGGUCGGCCAAUCAUCCAGGGCAUAUGAACCACUCCGCAGACAGGUACGUACCCUCGAACAAAGACUGAGUCAAUAGCAUCUCGAAAGGUAGAGUCAGAGGUUUAACAAAGAAAGUGCAGGAUUGCAACUUCUAUAUAGUUUCCCUGUGGUUCGCCUCAUCUCCCAGCUCACCAUCUAGCACCUUCGCUCUACUUCCAGUGGCUUCUCCUUCUCAUCGUUGCUCAGAAAACAUGGCAUCUCAAGCACAAGAGGCCCUCCCGCCCGUCAACAUCAAGCCGCUUCUGACCAAGCUCUGGCCUACCGACACCAAUGUCAGUCCGCAGGAGAUUGCCGAGGCCAUCUCGCACUUCUUCACCAACCAGGUGACAGAGGCGCAGACGGCCUCGCUCCUCAUGGCCCUGCACUUCACAAGGCUAGACUUCAGGGCUGAUGUCCUGGCCGAGUGUGCCCGGGUCAUGCGCCAAGCGGCUGCCCCUAUCCCCGUCGAGCAACUCCUGGAAGUCAUUGAGCGAAGGGGGAGAAAGGAAGGCAACUACAGAGGUGGUCUGUGUGACAUUGUUGGGACUGGUGGUGACGGUCACAACACGUUCAACAUCAGCACCACGUCUUCCAUCAUUGCCUCGGCACUUCUCAUGGUGUCCAAGCAUGGAAACAAGGCCAGCACCUCCAAGUCUGGAAGCGCCGACCUGGUCAACUGCAUGCAGCCCAAGCCUCCCAUCAUCAGCGCCGUCCGGCCGGACACACUGGUCAAGGCGUACUCGGCCACCAACUACACCUUCCUGUUCGCCCCAGUGUUCCACACGGGCAUGCGUUACGUCGCGCCUGUUCGCAAGCAACUCCCUUGGAGGACCGUCUUCAACAACCUUGGGCCCCUGGCCAACCCCGUCGAGGAUGUCCUCGAGGCUCGCGUCAUCGGCGUCGGCCGAAGAGACCUGGGCCCGGCCUUUGCGGAGGCAUUGUGCAUGGCCGGCUUCAAAAAGGCCCUCAUCAUCUGCGGUGAGGAGGAGCUCGACGAGGUCAGCUGUGCCGGCAACACUCUUUGCUGGAUGGUUAAAGAGACGAGCGAGGGCAAGCUCGAGGUUGAGCAUUUCAAGGUGCAUCCCAGCGACUUUGGUCUGAGCACCCACUCCUUGGACACAGUGUCGGGAGGCAAGGAGCCCGAAGAGAAUGCAGAGAUCCUCUCCAAGAUCCUACACGACGAGCUGCCGGAUGAUGCUCCACUCCUCGAGUUCAUCCUGAUCAACACUGCAGCCCUGCUGGUCACCUCGGGCAUCUGCGAGGCCGACACCAGCGACAUGGGGCCUGGCGACGACGGCCAGGUCAUCAAGGAGCGAGGUCCCGGAGGGCAGCGCUGGAAGGAGGGUGUCAGAAGAGCUCGCUGGGCUCUCAAGAGCGGCGAGGCCUGGAAGCAGUGGGAGAAGUUUGUCGAGGUCACGAACGAGAUUGGCGCCUAA
Molecule: messenger RNA, 1549 nt
Organism: Fusarium falciforme
Lineage: Eukaryota; Fungi; Ascomycota; Sordariomycetes; Hypocreales; Nectriaceae
Exons: 2
Coding region: 326-1549 (407 amino acids)
Biological process (GO): L-tryptophan biosynthetic process
Cellular component (GO): cytosol
Molecular function (GO): anthranilate phosphoribosyltransferase activity
Source: RefSeq, a predicted model, not a curated record